Molecule: messenger RNA, 1040 nt
Organism: Theobroma umbraticum
Lineage: Eukaryota; Viridiplantae; Streptophyta; Magnoliopsida; Malvales; Malvaceae
Product: heat shock protein 83-like
Biological process (GO): protein folding
Molecular function (GO): ATP hydrolysis activity; ATP binding; ATP-dependent protein folding chaperone
Source: RefSeq, a predicted model, not a curated record
CCUCUCACUAUAUAUUGCACCUUUAUCUUCGAUUCUUCUCGCAUAGAAUCCAAAGCUAAAUUCACAAAUCAAGGACAUUGCUCAUUGUUCUACAUUGUGAUCGCUGCCGCAUCUUCAAGCGUGCACUCGUUGUCUUCCUUAUUUCCUUGUCCUGAUGGUUUGAUCUGAAAGUGAUGGUGGACGUGCAUAUGGGAUCAGAGUUAGAGACCUUCGCUUUCCAAGCAGAGAUCAACCAGCUGUUGAGCUUGAUCAUCAACACUUUCUACAGUAACAAAGAGAUCUUCCUUCGUGAACUCAUCAGCAACGCUUCUGAUGCAUUGGAUAAGAUCCGAUUCAAGAGCUUAACAGACAAAAGCAAGCUUGAUGCUCAACCGGCGCUCUUUAUACGAAUCAUCCCUGAUAAAAUUAACAAAACUCUAUCGAUUGUCGACAGUGGAAUAGGCAUGACCAAAGCAGAUUUGGUGAAUAAUUUGGGAACAAUUGCGAGGUCUGGGACAAAGGAGUUCAUGGAGGCAUUGCAAGCUGGAGCUGAUGUCAGCAUGAUUGGUCAGUUUGGAGUAGGGUUUUACUCGGCUUACCUGGUGGCAGAGAAGGUAAUUGUCACCACAAAGCACAAUGAUGAUGAACAAUAUGUGUGGGAGUCUCAGGCUGGUGGGUCUUUCACUGUCACCCGGGAUGUGAGUGGUGAACCUCUUGGCAGAGGUACCAAGAUCACCCUAUUCCUCAAAGAAGAUCAGUUGGAGUACUUGGAGGAGAGGAGGAUAAAGGACCUCGUGAAGAAGCACUCUGAGUUUAUCAGCUAUCCAAUUUACCUAUGGACUGAGAAGACUAUUGACAAGGAGGUCAGUGAUGAUGAAGAUGAGGAUGCAAAGAAGGAAGAGGAAGGUGAUGUGGAGGAUGUUGAUGAGGAAAAGGAAAAGGAGGCAGAUGCUCAUGACACCAGAAAAAAUAUUGCACUGAUCUUGACUGCUCGCGUAUUCUAUGACGAUAGCGAUCCUUACAUGCAUAGAAUAUGGAAGUUCCUGGAUUUUACAGUUUGA